AUGCAUCAUUAUUUCUUUCGCAGUCCUUCGGAAUGGAAUAUUGAGGAUUUUCUAAAGAAUUGUAAAGAUCAGAAAACAAAAAGAGCGAAGAUAGGAAUUUACAUUACGUGUUUGAACAAAAUCCUUAAUGAUGAGAAUGAGGAAAACCAGAGGCGUGAGACAGCACAGAAGUUGCUCAAUAAAUAUCGAACGUUUUGGGGCACAGGUGACCUUUAUGCUCGCCUGCUGUUCAAGCCUUUAUGCCGACUCAAUUCUGGUACCACUGGGGCACAGGGUGAUAAAACUGACCGAAAACUCGCUAAGAAUUGGGAGUUGAAUCGUGAACCGGAGAAAAUACCAUCGUUUAACAUUUACAAUACAUUUUCGGGAGGUACUCAAACGAUUGGAACCGUCAACGACAGAACUUUCAUUACUGGGUCGUCUAAAAGAGUAGAUCACGAAAAGGAUGAUGAUAAUCAGACUAAGCAAAGAAAGCGAAGGGAUAUAUUGCCUAAUGGGACGAAAAUUAAAAAGCCAGCUCCUUUGAACCUUAUACCAUCGGAUGAAGACUCCUCUGACGAUGAUGAUUCCUCCCAAGUAGAUGACUAUUCCUCUCAAAUAGAUGAUGAUUUCCAUCAAGCAGAUUACUGCGAUCGCGAUGAUGAUAGCGACGAAGAAGGCGCACCUACCCCAGAAGAAUCUCUCAAUUCCGUCCUUAGUGACCCAAAGAAUUGGAUUCUUCCCUCCGGAGAAAACGUUUGCAACAUUAUCACUAAGAAUACAUCCGCCAAUGCGAUGGCAAUAAAAAGGAAGAAAAGUUUAUCAGCCGUAGAGAAAGCAAUAUUGCGCUAUGGCGCAUCACGAAUAAUUGAUUUAUCGGCGCACAUGAAACAAUGGUUUUCUCUCGAAGAUAGAAGAUUCAUGAUGAAAGAUCACAUGUCUUUAUUACAAGUUCCUGACCUGACAGACGAAGAAAGUUCCUUUAUCACAACUAUCGAGAAUAUGUUAAUCGAAAAAAGAAUAAACGAAGCAUACGAAUUUUGCGUUAAAAAGUUUACUAGCUCUGACGCGAACAGCUAUGUGCGCAAGAUCAGCAAAAUAUAUUUAGAUUUUAUUUACAGAAGCGAAGAUGGUGAUAUGUUGGAUCCUGCACACACUGAGAUUGACAUUAUAUUAAAAGCAUGUUCAUAUAUCGUUGAAGGCCUGAGGAAGAAUCUGGUAGUAAAACAAAGAUGGGGAGAGUCGUUCUGCCCAUUGAGCAGAAACACGGACUAUAAAAAUGGUCGCAAGUGCGACGUGCGCUUCUUAUCACCAUCAGAAGUAGACCUUGGAGAAUGGGAGUUUGCGUCAAAUGCAACACCACAAAAGACAAUUGGCGACCGUUGUCGAUCAGCUCGUAUUAAUCAGUCGAUAUUAAAUGGUCUGUUGAAUCGCAACCUUACCAAUGAACAGGUUAAGAAAAUCAAUGUUCCCUUUUUACAGAUUGCGGGUACGAAUGGGCAGAUGUUAAUUGAGGAUUCAAUCGAGGGUUUCUAUGUUGUCUUUCCGGGUCCAAAGUUCGAGUUACCUACGAAACUUCAACAUAUCGAAAAAUUGAAGUCCUCUAUAAACAUUAUCAAGUCUGUCAUGGAUAUAUAUGAGCAAAUAAGCGAAAUCGUAGAAACUAAAGGAAGUACAAGUAAUGCACUUGACAGUAUUUUUGGUAGUGAUGAUCUUUAUCUGAGUAAACCCGCCCAUUGUAAAGCUGAAUUUAUUCAUGAACCGUGGUGGACUCCCAAAAAUAACAAAACCAAAGUUACUGACAACAAAUGGCAAAAAAAAAUUUGA
Molecule: messenger RNA, 1806 nt
Organism: Dentiscutata erythropus
Lineage: Eukaryota; Fungi; Glomeromycota; Glomeromycetes; Diversisporales; Gigasporaceae
Source: the annotation of a GenBank genome assembly